UCUCUCUCUCCACGGCCCCUGUGAAGCAACAACCUCUGACAACUUCUCGAGGACAUUCACACACUUAUUUCAUUGUUUUCAGUUCCAGACAGAUCACCUUAGGUAUGGUCAAGCACGGGCUUCAAAAUGUGUAUGUGGUGGACCGCAAUGCCACCAUGCCUCCUAUACCGCCCAGGCUGGGCCAGAGACAAUGGCGAGCAGGGGCGGCACAGACCCUGCUGUUCCUGCUGGUGAGUCUGGCAUUGUGCGGCAUCACCAUCGAAGCCUGCCUCAUCUACCGUCUCUACGUACUCGAACCUGCUGCCUCAGCAUCAUUCUCUAAGCUCUCUGGAGAUGUUAUUUCUCUCACUAAAGGACCCAGUCAAGAUGUUGUUUCUUCCAAACCACUUGCACAUCUGACAGGUGGACAAGAUGCAGUUCAUGGACCACAUAUCAUGGAGUGGAGCAUGAUUGCAGAUCCCCUACUCCAUGAUAUGUACUACAGAAACGGAAGCCUUAUCAUUCAGAAGGAAGGUUUUUACUAUGUCUAUUCAAAGGUUUUCUUCUUGGAGAGCGGUGUGUUUUACCACUCUGUAGAUAUGAAUACUGAAAGGUACCGUGGAGGAAGUAUCACCCUCCUGAGGUCCAGGAAAUACACCCCUGGAAAUGUUCAAUCCAACAGUUACCUGGGCGGAGUGUUUCACCUUUACCAAGACGACGCUUUGUUCGUGAGAGUCAGCGACACCUCAAAAAUCCAUCGACACAAAUCCUAUGAGAACAACUUUGGUGCAUUCAUGAUUUAAAUAUCACACUUAUUAUUCAUCAUUAUUAUAAAUUGUAAAGCUUUGUGAGUUGUACUCCGUCACUGGUACAACUUUGUAUAUACAGUAUAAGGCAAUUCUGGGCCUGUUCCCUCAUUGCCUGUGUGUCUGCAUUAUGCAGAAAUGUAUUGUGCGUUACUCUCUGUGUGGUCAGAACUUCUUCACAAUGUUCAAAGAGAAAGUGGGAAAAGGGCUUUUGCUUAUUCUCCCCCUGUGACUCGGAAUUUAUUGCAGAUUGACUUAAAGCUCAGCAAAUUAAUCUCACUCGUCACCUUUAAAACCAGAAUAAAAGAACAGGAGGCAGAUUCUAUAGGAUUGGGCUGUUUUUAACUUACCUGGUUGUGCGUUACACAUGUAUUUACCUGUGCUGCUGCCAAUCUUGGCUAGGUCUACCUUGAAAAAGAGAAUCUUAAUCUCAUUGGGACUUUCCUAGUUAAAUAAAAAUAAAACAAUCACCACAAAUCUAAAGGUUUGGAGUAGAAAUGUACCUAAUAUAAAUAUCUCGUCAUAGAUAUCAUUCAAAUUUUCCUCCAAUAAUCAAAAGCAUCCAAACUGUUCUUUUGUCCUUGCUGUAACACACACUUUCGCACCAUUUAUUUAUUAUUCCUUCAGUGGCGGAACGAGUGACAAAAAGGCUUUAAUCAUAUUGUAUUUUUGUACAAUAAUUUAUAGAAAAUAAAGAGAUAAACAGAUAAUUAUGGAAAAGAUCUUCUGGUUGUCUGGGAUGUUUCCUCUGGUCAUUUUCCGCAGUGAAGUGAACUCACUUCCUAUCGAGUCAGGUGUGGCCUCAGAGUAGCUCAGUAGCAACAAAGUCUCACCCCCUCAGUUCAACCACAUGACACGAUAUGUGGAGAAGAUUUUUUUUCAAUGCCACAGUGACACACAACAGUAUGAACUGAAUUACUGUAUAUAUAUAUAUAUUGCAGCAGCAAGACAAACACCAAACUACACAGGCUCCCCCAGAAUUCAGUGUAAGAUUUUACUGAUCACUCUCACAUCGCUACAUGAUCCGACUGCUUUAUGCUUCAGAACUUUUAAUCCCUGCUCUGACACCCCUGAGAUCAGAAAUUCGAAUUUUAUAAAUCCCACAAUCCAGGAAUUAUCAUUAUUCAAGUCAGCACACUUUAUAUCUUUGUCAAUUCCUCCCCACAGUGACAAGCGUGUUGACGUGCCUUGUGCAAAAGCCCCAUCACUUUCUGCAAGUACUAUUUGUCACACAUCGCUCAUGCACCCACUGUUGCACUUUCCAUUCAGCUGUGUAUCUGUUCGGAGAAGCCGCUUUGAAGAAACACCCACAGAGUUUUGUAUUUGUAAACUGGGGAGGAAG
Molecule: messenger RNA, 2127 nt
Organism: Paralichthys olivaceus (Japanese flounder)
Lineage: Eukaryota; Metazoa; Chordata; Actinopteri; Pleuronectiformes; Paralichthyidae
Gene: tnfsf14a
Product: TNF superfamily member 14
Biological process (GO): immune response
Cellular component (GO): membrane
Molecular function (GO): tumor necrosis factor receptor binding
Source: RefSeq, a predicted model, not a curated record